UGCACAUAUACGGCUAGAAAAGAAGGUCAGGUCAGGGAACCGGAUCACCUGUUUGUCCUGCAAACGUAGAACCUGGCUGGGCCACUUCUUCCAAGAAAUAAACUUUGAACUUUGACUACAAACGAACGCACAUGGAAGCGGGAACCGAAAAUAUGGAUGACACGCCGACGGUCAUGGCGCCCCUGGUGCUGCUGAGCAAAUCGAACCCCGUUUUCGGAUGCUACAUGUUCUGGACCAGCCUGCUGGUCUUGAAAAUGCUGCUGAUGUCCCUGCUGACGGCGCGCCAAAGGAUGAAGACCAAAACGUUUGCCAAUCCGGAGGAUCUGCGGAUAAACCGGAGCCCGGAGGUUCGCUUCGGUGAUCCCAGUGUGGAGAGGGUGCGACGAGCCCAUCGCAACGACUUGGAAAACGUCCUGCCCUUCGUCUUGAUGUCGCUCGUUUAUGUGGCCAGCGGACCGCAUCCGUUGACCGCCCGGCUGCUCAUUCGGAUCGGCGCCAGCGCCCGGCUGCUACACACGCUGGUCUAUGCCAUCAUACCAGUGCCUCAGCCAGCCCGAGCCCUGGCCUUCUUCACCACCUUCGGCAUCACCUGCUUCGAGGCGGGCUAUGUGUUCGUCUGCUGUCUGAGAUUCAUUUAAA
This is a messenger RNA of Drosophila bipectinata, 639 nucleotides long. Its product is annotated as microsomal glutathione S-transferase 1. The record is from RefSeq and is a predicted model, not a curated record. NCBI's taxonomy places the organism in Eukaryota, Metazoa, Arthropoda, Insecta, Diptera, Drosophilidae. Gene Ontology annotation, cellular component: membrane.